This is a messenger RNA of Spirometra erinaceieuropaei, 3969 nucleotides long. Lineage: Eukaryota; Metazoa; Platyhelminthes; Cestoda; Diphyllobothriidea; Diphyllobothriidae. The record is from the annotation of a GenBank genome assembly.
AUGAUUGAACAUCAUUCGUCAACUUGCCAGUCGAUCUUUACGGCAUAUGAGCUGGGGGUCCUCAAAGCGGCAAUUCUCGACAGCGCACGACGUCACCGCAAGUUGCGUGAUGACCAGUUGUCUGAAAAAUUUGAGAAAAUAAGUCCGCCAAAGCAGCCCUCUACUGACGGUGCCUUGGUUCACAACUUGUCCUCUCAUCGUUUUACUCAGCAACAACUAGAGGUUCUAUCCUAUGACGCGAAGUUCAACACAAGAGAUGCUCGACCAGAAGACUUUAUUGCAUCCUUUGAAUCGGCGCUCCAGAAGUGUGAGGCAGGCGAGGAGUGCAAAAACGCCAUGCGACAACAAGUGUCGACCUUACUCCUCCAACACAAACGCCAGAUGACGAUUUCUAGAGCAGAAGAUCGAGAACUUCUGAAGAUACGAAAAAUGAAGGAUAUCGUCACCCUGCCCGCCGACAAGGGGCGCUCGACUGUCGUCAUGGAUAAGGCUGAGUACUGCACAAAACUAGGCAACCUCUUAAUGGACAAGGAAGCUUAUGUGCCAUCGACCGUCUGCGAGUUUAAAAAGCUCGUAAACAGCAUAAACAAUACGAUCGGCAAGCUGAGGAAGGCGGGAGCUCUUACGAGAAGAGAGGCGUUGGCCGCAAAAGCCAGUGAUACCGCGAUGGCGCGCUUCUACGGCCUACUAAAGGUCCACAAGCAGGGGGCACCGCUACGCCCCAUCGUCUCCUUACGUGUUACUCCAACCUUUGGGCUGUCAAAGUGGCUGUACCAGCGACUUCGUUUCCUUACCAAGGAUGCGGAGUGGACAGUGAAGUCGGCUGAAGAGUUCUUGACGCGCAUCAAACAUCUCGAAGUGGAGGCAGAUGAGGUGAUGGUGUCAUUUGACGUGAUCUCAUUAUUCGCCUCCAUCCCACCCACGCUGGCUAUCGACGCUAUUGAUGGCUUUCUCCGGGAAAAGUAUGAUGAAACCGACCAACAGCUCAAAAGAGCACACAUCAUCGAGCUCCUAGAACUGUGUCUUAAGACGUCCUUUACAUUUAACGUCCAAGUCUACGAGCAAAAGAAGGGGACACCGAUGGGCUCGCCUCUGUCUGGACUAAUUGCCGACGCAGUUUUGCAGAGAUUCGAGCAGCAGGUCUUCAGCUCGUACCCCCCGAAGUUCUGGGCCAGAUACGUCGACGACACGUUCGUUGUAAUCAAGAGAAGCGAGGUGAAGACUUUCAAGGCAUUGUUGAACUCCGUCUUUCCCGAUAUUCGGUUUACUAUGGAAGAGGAAGUCAACAAUCAGUUGCCCUUCCUGGACGUACAAGUUACGAGAUUGACAGACGGGAAGAUAAGGACAACGGUUUACCGUGCGGCAACAAAUACCAGGCGCAUCCUCCACUUCCGAAGCAACCACCCUGUUGGUCAUAAACGCAGUUGUGUCAGAACUCUCUUUCAACGUGUUGAAACACACUGUAGCGACGACAGUGGGAGGAAGGAGGAGAUGAAUUACUUACAGGCCCUUUUUUAAAGCCAACGGCUACCCGAAGUCCUUCAUACGCAAUUGUCUCAGAAAGCCUCAUUUUGAGCGGUCGAGUGGAGAAAAGCCCAAGUUCUGUCUUUCAAUACCCUAUGUGAAGAACGUAUCAGAGGCAACGGGAAGAAUCCUGAAACCUUUUGGGAUUGGCGUGGCUCAUAAACCAGAAUGCACCAUCAGACCGCAAAUCAUGAAGCCCAAAGACCCGCUACCAACAACAGAACAGUCGGCGUUGGUCUACAGCAUACCAUGCCUAAAUUGCAAUGCGAGGUAUGUUGGUGAAGCGGGCAAACGCCUCGGUACAAGACUGCGCGAACACCAACUUGCAAUUUACCGCAAGGACAAGCUGUCUUUGGUCUAUGGCCACAUAAGAGAACUGAACCACGAUUUUGCCUUUGAGAAAGCGAGGGUUAUUGGCAGAGCCAAUGAGAAGAUGGCCAGACUGGUGCUCGAAAGUUGGUCCUCGGCUGGUACACUCAACCGAGCUAUAGAUCUACAUCCCGCCUACCAGGCGCUGCGUACAAGGCUCGGAUCAGUCCGGACAGGACCAGUAAGGCAAGUGAGCACGCGGGACCGAGAGUCAACGCUCACGGAAAAGAGCGGAAUUGGGGGCCAGAGGCCAUGUGACCAAAGCCGAACACUGUCUCACCGAUGCGUCCGCGAAGCUGAAUGCUGCUCACCUGAACAGCAACGACCGAUCAGUCCACUGGCUGAUGUGGGAGAGGUCAAGUGGCACGUUGAUUUGACCACAAUUCUGCCGACCCCAAAGGGAACAAAGAUCACGCAAGUCCAAUCGAAACAACAACAAUAACAACAACAACAACAAUACUCGCUCACCUUUUCAUCCAACAUCUUCUUUGUCUUCCUCUGCCUAUUCUUCUGUCUACACUUCUCCUUCGCCAUCUUCUUCUCCACCUCGUUCCCGUCGCCCCACUCGUUGUCACCAGACUGGCAGGGUGAGUCCGCUCACUCUGGCAGCCUGGAAUGUUCGUUCAAUUUUAGACAAUCCAAGGAGCAACCGACCGGAACGAAGGACGGCGCUAGUGGCAUGAGAACUGGCGCGCUACAAGGUGGACAUCGCCGCACUCCGCGAGACCCGAUUCUCCGAACAAGGCCAACUGGAGGAGGUGGGUGCCAGUUACACCUUCUUCUGGAGUGGUCUACCCAAGGCAGAGCGACGAGACGCGGGCGUCGCCUUCGCCAUUCGGAACGACAUCGUGGGACGACUGCCCUGUUAGCCGCAGGGCAUCAACGAUCGCCUGAUGAGCCUCCGCCUGCCUGUCUGAGGAGGCAAAUUCGCCAUCAUCAUCAGCGCCACGCUCCGACGAUGACCAGCCCUGAUGCCGCAAGAGACCAAUUCUACGAGAACCUGCACGCCCUCUUGGCGAAUGUGCCAAGGCGGACAAGUUGAUUGUCCUUGGCGACUUCAACGCCUGCGUCGGCACAGACCAUACUGCCUGGAAAGGAGUGUUGGGUCCCCAUGGUCUCCGCGGCUCAAACGACAAUGGUCUGCUGCUGCUCCGCACCUGCGCAGAACACCGCCUCAUCCUGACGAACACGUUCUUCUGUCUGCCGGAGCGAGAGAAGGCCACCUGCAGGCAUCCUCGGUCGUGUCAGUGGCGCCUGCUGGACUAUGUCCUCGUCCGGAGGCGAGAUCAGCGGGACGUGCUGGUGACGAAGGCGAUCGCAGGUGCUGACGGAUGGACCGACCAUCGGCUCGUCAUCUCGAAGAUGCGUCUUCGCCUACAGCCUCGCAGGAGACCACAAGGUAAGCGACCCCCAGGUAAGCUGAAUGUUGCCUGCUUGUCUUUGUCAGCUCACCGUCCUCAUUUCGGCAAUGAGCUAGCUCAACGGCUAGACAACCUACCAAUCGCUGCCGCAGACGACGCCGCCGCUGCCGAGAACGCAUCCGUGGAGAACCGCCGGUGUCAACUGCGGGACACGGUCCAGUCGACGGCGCUAGCCGUCCUUGGUCGCGUCCGCCGCCAACACCAGGACUGGUUCGACGACAACGACGCCGCCAUCAGAAAUCUGCUUGCUGAGAAGAACCGCCUACACAAAGCCUACGUAGAUCACCCCACUGAUGCCACCAAAGCCGCCUUCAACCGCAUUCACUGCCAACUUCAGCAACGACUGCGCGAGAUGCAGGACGCCUGGACUGCUCGCAAAGCUGAGGAGAUCCAAGGGUACGCAGACCGCAACGAAUGGAAGAACUUUUUCUCUGCGAUCAAAGCUGUCUACAGUCCGCCGACGAAGGGCACUGCUCAUCUCCACAGCGCCGACGGCAACACUCUUCUGACUGAGAAGACGCAAGUCCUACAGCGAUGGGCCGAGCAGUUCCGAGGCGUCCUCAAACGCCCCUCCGUCAUCUCUCCAGGAGACCGUCAGGGCCGUGCAGCAGCUCUCCAGCGGGAAAGCCCCCGUAUCGGACGCAAUCCCUGCUGA